Messenger RNA from Scylla paramamosain (green mud crab), 699 nucleotides. RefSeq names its product proline-rich protein 36-like. Lineage: Eukaryota; Metazoa; Arthropoda; Malacostraca; Decapoda; Portunidae. The coding region runs from base 1 to 699 and encodes 232 amino acids. The record is from RefSeq and is a predicted model, not a curated record. The transcript is spliced from 4 exons.
AUGAACGGGUGUGAGAGGAGAGUGAGAGUGAGACCCAUCCCAGCCCCGCCAACCAUUACCAGUCCUCUUUCAGACCUUCUCAGCUCCCUUCCAGACCUUCCAGCCCAUCCCAGCCCCCUCCAGCAAUUCCCAGCCCCUCCAGCCCUUCCCAGCCUCACCAUCCCAUCUCAGCUCCCUUCCAGGCCUUCCCAGCCCCCUCCAGCCCUGGUUUCCCUCACCUCCAGUCAGGGUCUAAGGCAUACGGAACCACUGGACCUGAACCGUAUCGGGUACCGGAUUAUGGGCCAAAUAUGUUUACCGGAACCGACUGCAAGGGUGAGACUUUCUACCCGGGAGAGCAGCGCCGCGCCCCUCCCUCGCUCUGCGCCUCCACCAUGCACCACACUCCACAGGCACCGCACACUGGCACCACAGCAGCAGCAGCAGGUGGGCGGGGCACAGCAACAGUCACUGCGGGAUGCAAGGUUGGCACGUAUUAGUCAACAGAGUGAGAGGCAGGCGGCGGCGGCGGCGGCGGCGACGGCGACGGCGGCGGCGACGGCUGCCACACCCACUCUCUUCACGUCUCCAUUGCUCUGCCUGUGGAUUAUCAAAGGCCCCGCCCCUGUCCCGCCCUCACCGCGCCGCCCCGCGCCUCAUUGGCCCGCGACGCGAGCCCCGCCGCGGCCGCCGCUGGUGACUGGGUGGCCGUUGUGUUAG